Messenger RNA from Eriocheir sinensis (Chinese mitten crab), 12236 nucleotides. Its product is annotated as phosphatidylinositol 3,4,5-trisphosphate 3-phosphatase and dual-specificity protein phosphatase PTEN-like. The transcript has 11 exons. Gene Ontology annotation, biological process: cell motility; negative regulation of cell population proliferation; protein dephosphorylation. Gene Ontology annotation, cellular component: nucleus; cell projection; cytosol. The coding region runs from base 90 to 1943 and encodes 617 amino acids. Lineage: Eukaryota; Metazoa; Arthropoda; Malacostraca; Decapoda; Varunidae. The record is from RefSeq and is a predicted model, not a curated record. Gene Ontology annotation, molecular function: protein tyrosine phosphatase activity; phosphatidylinositol-3,4,5-trisphosphate 3-phosphatase activity.
GGGGGGGAGGACACAGACAGCAAUGGCUACGGGGUGAUGGUGGUGGCUGUGUCUCGCUCUCUCCUCCUUUUUGCCCUUAUGUCGGCACCAUGAGUAAGGGCAUCCGCAACCUGGUGUCCAAGAGGAAAAGAAGGUUCAAGGAAGAUGGCUACGACCUCGAUCUCAGCUACAUCACAGAGCGGCUCAUUGCCAUGGGGUUCCCGGCCCAGAAGUUGGAGGGGGUGUACCGCAACCACAUCGACGACGUGUGCCGCUUCCUGGAGGAACGGCACAAGGACCACUACCGGAUAUACAACCUGUGUUCAGAGAGGAACCGUUCGUAUGACGUCUCGCGCUUCCACAACCGCGUCCACACCUUCCCCUUCGCCGACCACAACCCUCCACCCCUCAUAGACAUUCAGCCGUUGUGCAAUGACAUUGGCAAGUGGCUCUCGCAGGACCAGAAGAAUGUGGCCGUUGUGCACUGCAAAGCGGGCAAGGGUCGCACGGGAGUCAUGAUCUGCUGCUACCUCCUGCACAGCCACCACCACCGCCUGGCCCAGGAGGCGCUAGACUUCUAUGGGGACAAGAGAACCUUCGACAGGAAAGGAGUCACUAUCCCGAGCCAAAGACGGUACGUGGAAUACUACGCCAAACUAGUCAGCUCCAACUUUAACUAUAACCCUCCGUUCGUCCGCCUUCGUCAGGCUCGCAUGACGCCGCCCCUCUCCAGCGUCAACUCAGAGGUGUUCCUGGUGGUGAGCUCGCACACCAACAAGAAGGGCUACAACACGCAGGUGUGUGAGGUGAAGAAGGGGAAGGAGCUCCUGCACCUGCCCGUCAAGGAGGAGGUGGCCCGCCCCAUCUCAGGCGACAUCAAGAUUGAACUCAAGAGGACCAACUUUGUCAGGCGAACGGACAAGCUGUUCAGUGCCUGGCUCAACACACACUUCAUCUUCGAGGAGGGCAAGAAGGUGAGCAACGGGUUUGAGAUCACCGCCUCCGACCAGAGCAACCACAACACCUGCCAGCCCCACCAAAUAACCCGGCAAAGGAGUAACAGCUUCCGGUCAUCAAACAAGUCAGACGGACAAAGACACCGCCGCCAGGAGUCCAUGGAGGGGCGGGGUGCUCUCUCAGGACUGGGUGGGGGUGGCACGGAGCAUCACCCGCCCCGCGAGCCCCGCCGGAGAAACAGGGUUGCCGGGGAGAGCAAGAGUCUCCCCACGGGACACCUCACCUGUCUGGCUGCUCAGGAAGACUGGCCAGCCCUGCCCCCGACCCAGCCCACCAUGCCCCAGCACCUGGCCCACCCCCCCUCCCCCAGCGACUCCAGCCCUCCCCCGCCACACCUCCGGCACCACUCCAGGCAGGACAGUCGCCACCGUCGCCGCCACCAUACUCAUCAGCUGCCCAGCAGCGAUGGGGGCGGGAGAGCGGGUGACGCGUGGGAGGAGGGCCGGCCGGAGGAGCAGGAGGUGUUGGUGGUACUGAACAAGGACCAACUCGACAAAGCCAGCAAGGACACGCAUCAUAAACUACUGCCACAGGACUUCAAGAUUGAGCUGUGGUGGUUAGUGACGUACGUAAACAAAGGUGGUGGCGGCGGGGGCAGUAGUGGGAGCAGCAACAACGCGGUUGACUCGAGAGACAGCGGCUCCACGCCAAGCACCAUCACGCCGUCUGGGUCAUCCUCGGACACUGACGAUGAUGACGAGGAGGAGGACGAGGACGAGGACUGGGACUCAGGUAGUGGUGGGGACUGUGGUGUUGCAAAGAAAGUCUACCCUGUCACCCCACCACCACCAUCACCACCUCCGUCACCAUCACCACCCACCACCACCAUCACCACCACCAACAACAACGUAUUUGCUUCUCCUCUGAUUUUUUUCGGUCACUCAUUUACUAUUUUUUUUAACCAUUUCCCAUCUUUCAUCAGCAAUAUUUUCCCUGUAAAGGUUUAAAAAAGAAAAAAAAAAAGAAAAAAACAUAUAUAGCAUAAAUAUAUGAAUAUAUGAAUAUAUAUAUUAUACUAUACAUAGAUAUAUAAAUAAUAACAAAAAAUUACGACUAAUGUUUUAUGACAUCUUCUGGUUGGUUAGUUGUCGUGUUCUGUGACGUGUGUGUGUGUGUGUGUGUGUGUUUGAGGAGCUCCAUGCUUUUAUUUAUUUAUGUUUUGAUAUUUAAUUUCCCUCAAAUCUCCCUUCUUUGCUUUUGACAUCUUUCAUAUUACUUUGUUUUUGUCUUGUAUUUUUUUCUCAUCUUUCACCUUCAUUUUUUAAAUCUAAUCUUAUCUACUUAUGUAUUUUUAUUUAUAUAUUUGUGGUCGUGUUUUUUCCUGUCUUUCUCCUUCAUUCUUUAUACCAUUUAUAUCUUUAUCUGUUUUCAAUUAUUUAUUUAUUUAUUUAUUUUAUUGUUUUUGCCUCUGUCUUUGGCAUUUAAGGUUGACUGCUUCUUGAAAUGUGGGAGGAACAAAGAAGCCACAUCUACCUCUGCUUGGCUUGUGUGUGUGUGUGUGUGUGUGUGUGUGUGUGUGUGUGUGUGUGUGUUUGUCAUUUCACACACCAUUCUAGUUGGUGCUCAUUGCAGGAAAAGAACUGGAAAAUUGAGCUGGGGUCUGAAAAUGAAAUAUUGUCAGAACAGAAAGGGGCAACCAUUCCUCAUUUUGACAAGGUUUUUUUACACUGGAGCUCAACUUUGUAGAUUUGUUUCCUUCCUGGCUGUGAGCACCAAUUAGGUAAAUGUGGCAAAUUGGUGAAUAUGUGCUGUGCUCUUGUGCAUGCUUGGUUAUAUUAUUGCAACCCUUACCUUGACAAGCUCUUGAACAAUAGGCCUAAAAAUAAAUUGUUAUUAUUGUUAUUAUUUUUUUAUUUCUAUUAUUAUUAUUAUUAUUAUUAUUAUUAUUAUUAUUAUUAUUAUUAUUAUUAUUAUUAUUAUUAUUAUUAUUAUUAUUUUUAUACCAUUAUUGAUGUUGUCAUUAUUUAUUACUAUUUAUUGCUUAAGUUAUUUCAUUUUUCUAUGGUAUACAUGAAUGUGUACCGUUGAGAUCAUAAUUUGCACAAUAUAUGCAGGUACAUGUUAAUAUGCAGACAAUGUUUAAUUGAACAGCGACUGAUAUAUACCUCAGUUUUUUGUGGUAUGUAUACCUUCAUACAUAUAUACUCAUAACACACACACACACACACACACACACACACACACACACACACACACACCACUCCGGUGGCUCAAUCGGUAGAGCGCUGCGAGGCUCAACGGCCAAACAGGCGGCGGUUCAAGCCCCGCUCAGGCCGGAUUCGUUCUGUUGACUAGGAGGGGUUACUGUUCCCCCUUGAGCAACGGGGAUGGGGCGUGUGGUGUGUGAGGUCCUGGCAGUACUCAGAGAUCGAUGAUAAUGAGCACUUGCUCUCGUUGGGAGGGUACCUGCUGGCGAAAGCGAGUCCAACUCGUGAUCAGGCCGUGGUGGUGAAUUACACACACACACACACACACACACACACACACAUACAGGAGAGAAAAAACAUGGAUUAGCCAACUUAAACUGUACUUAAAGGAACAUGGUUGCACCUGGAAUGAAGGAAUAAUAAGGAGGUUGUAUGUUCAGUCACAUUGCAGUCUUGAUUCUUUUAUGUGAGAAAAGAUACGUCAUUACAGAGUUUCACUAAAUGGUUGUGUUUCAAGAAGGUUGAUUGUGUGAGAAAUGCCUGUUGUUGAAUUCAAUACAUGAGGAAUGACUAAGGAAGAAAUGCUGUGUGCUCAUGCAAUAGUCAACGUCUGAAGUUAUGAUAUGUUUCGUUUGAAAAAUAUCUGAUUCCUUAAAAAGAUAGUGAUAAUAGUAGCAGCUCUCAAGAAAAUUAAUAUCCUCAUCAAAGUUGCCACCCAAAAUUUAGCCCUAAAAAGGUGUUCAGAAAAUUUGAGUCUGACAGGUAUCUCAUAUAGCACUUGAUCACAAGAUACAGUUAGGUUAUUCUUUCUUUACCAUGGUUUACUGUGAAGGCUUUCAGUUUGCCUUACACAACAGUGGUCUACUAUCACAGACAUGGCCAACUAACUUGGAUGUAAGAACAUUUUGGUUAUUGGCACAAAUGUCAUGAAGCACUGAUCUUGAGUCAUGCAAAACUCAAAUACUCGUCGUUCAUUUGUCUCGGUUAAUUACUAGAUGCAGCGUUGAUCUGUAAUGCGCGAAAAUUACUCUCCUAACUUUGUCAUCAUUGUCUUGAUUUCCAUGAUCAAAUAAUCUUUAAAAAAGCAGGUUCAUUGAGGAAUGGGCGAGUAAUGAAGCUGGUAUAACAAGGGGUCUCAAGACAUACUUGUCUUGGUCAGUUAGAAGACAUAAUGUUGUUUUUUUGUGAAAAUGACUUUCCAAAUGUCAUUAUCAUCGUUGCCUUGAUACCCUUGAUUCCCUGUCCUCGUCAGGACUAAUUAACCAGCAACAUUUGUGUGAGUUUUGGUCGUUUGUCGAAUUGUCAGUCGGAGUUUUAGAGAUGGUUAGGUUAGGUUUGCCAUAUUCUGUGCACCAUCUCAAUCCGCACAUGACGGGAAAAGAAAAAAAAGAAAGAAAAUUUGAGCUGUGGAAGAAAAGUCAAGCUGUCAAAAUAAAGAAUGUUCAACAAUCUUUAUUUUGACAAAAGUUCACAUCAGCUCAAUUUUUCACAAUAUAUUCCCUGACGUGGGUGCUAAUUGGAAGGUGCAUCUGAAUCGGUGAGCCUGCCCCAACACCUCAUUUGUAUGUUUUUUGCUCCUGUUUUUUGGCUCCUUAAUAAUCAUCAUUACAGUCCCGGAAUGUUCAAUAUUAUAGAUGUAGCUGUUAGUUUCUUUAUUGUUAAUUGUCUAUAUUUGGGUGUGCCCUUUGCAGUGUGUGUGUGUGUGUGUGUGUGUGUGUGUGUGUGUGUGUGUGUGUGUGUAUGUGUGAUGUCGCCACCUCAAAUUGUUCCUGUUAGUUGGCUCAUAUUUUGCCAUGUACAUGAUGCAUGUCAUAGGGUAUGUUUGCCAAUUGGUGCACACCAUUCUGAUUAAUACUCAUUGGGAAUAAAAAAAAGAAAAGAAAUUAUGCCAAGGUGUGAAAAUGAACUGCACUGUUAAAUCACAGAUUGAUAAACAUUCAUUAGUUUGUCAGCACACUAAAGUCUCCUUUUAAUGAAUAUUCAGUGAACCUACUGUUACAAACAUAAAAACAUAUUUAAUUUUUUUUUCAAUGCAGUAAUAUUUUUCCUUCAAAACCUUUCAUGGUUUUAAGUAAAACAAUAUUAUUUCUUCAAACAAAUAACAACUCAUAUGUUUGGUAAAGUACCUUUACCUUUUGAUAUCUGCAGCUAUUAUGACUUGGUGUUCCCACCAAUUAGUUUGUGAAAUGGAAAGUACACUGUACUAAAAAGUUCUUUUGUCAUUAAUUCAUUCUAGUGUCAUUUUUUUCUGAUCCAAGUACUGAUUGGGAUGAUGUGCACAAAGUGGCAAUCACUUACUAAUUUAAACUAUCAAUGAAUGUUGUCCAAGUACAAAGGUUUGCACCAAUGUCACCCAGACUGGAGGAGGAGGGGAAGGGAGGGAGGGAAGGAAGGGAAGGGAAGGAGAGGGGGGGGAGGGGGAGGGAUAUUUACCACCACUCAUAUACUCACCACUUCACUCAUCACUUUAGAAAGGAGGAGGAGGAGGAGGAGGAGGAGAGACUCGUGUUUUCUCUCUUUGGGGUCUUCUGUAUGAUAUGUUUGCCAAUUUGUAAGUAUGCCCCAUUCCAUUUCGUACUCAUGAAAACUAAAAAAUAGUCUGGAAACUUUAGCUGAAGUAUGAAAAUUACCUAUCAUUAGAAUGCAGAUUGUUAAACAACAUUUUGACUUUAAUAUCUGUAGCUCUUAUUCAGUUUUUCCUCCCUAUAUGAUAAGAAAGAUGCUUACAAAUUUCUGAACAUACCCUUCUUGCCGUAUAUGCUCGUGUCGUUCUCCCCACAAAGUCAUUAUACACUCAGUUGAGGAAUAAAUUCAGCCCCCUAGGAAAGCAGUAGUACUUGUAGUAGUUGUCCCCCCAACCAUCAAAAAGUGAUAUCCUGAUACAAGCUGAUGCUCUAAACUUGUCCCUAAGAAAAUUGGCCCUCACUUGAGUAUAUACGGUAUUUGCAUCGGCUGUCAUCACCAGUUUGAACACACUAUUGCUAUCAGUACUCAUGUCAGGGGAAUAAUUACUCAAACUGAGGUAGACAGAAGAAAGGAAUGCAGGCACAAUUUGUAAUGGUGUGAACAAAUUGAUGACUACCCGCUGCCACCUAGUACUUUAUCAUCACUUAUAACUCGUGUAUGCGCGUGUGUGUCUGUAUUGUAAUUUACCUCGGGGGCAGUAAUAGUAGAGAUGUACAAAGUGACAUAAUAGGGCGAGUUAGCCAGUUUGUACGCAUGGUUCCAAUUAGUGCUGUUAUCAGGAAAAAAAUUAUUUCUUAGCCAAGGUUUAACAACUAAAUGAAGUUAACCCACUUUGUAAUGAACCUCAUUAACGGAAAUACACUGAAAUUCAUUGAACCACAUCAACCUACAGUGGAAGUAUACAAAUAUAUACAACCCCUUUUUCUUAUAUAUGGUUCCUUUCCCAUUAUUUAUAUUUGAUAAAAUGAUAUUCACUACUGGUGGUUUGAACCCCAGUGCUGCCACGUGACGUCAGGAAGGGCAUCCGUCUUAAGCCCCGAGUCACAGCCCCAGAACAGCGACCCAACAUGAACACAAGUUAAAGUGAAAUAAAAGUUAUAGCCAAGAAACUACUGCAAACAACAUUUCUUGCUUAUAUUUGAUACAUUUGAUACAUUUCCUUGUAUCUUUGGAUGAAAUGAACUUCCAUGUCCCCUCUGUCAGAUUGAUGAAUUGGUAUUUUUGUAUACUGUUAGAGUAAUGUUUAUCUUUCUUCACUUUGGCUGCAGUUAAUUUUUAUGCCUCAACACAAUUUUUUCAUUUUUUUCCUGAUAUGAAUAUUUUUUUGAAUGGUGCGUUUAAAUUGGCGAACAUACCUUACUUGUGUAGCCUCAAAAGAUUUGCUAAUUGUGAGUGAACUGGUGGUGGUGGUCGUGGUGGUGGUCGUGGUGGUGGUGGUGGUGGUGGUGACAGUAGUAGUAGUUCAACAUCCAACAUCUCACCAUAAAACAAACAAAACAGGUGAUUGUGGUGGUGAUGACAGUGCAACACCCAGCACCACACCACAACUCCACACACCACACCAUAACACAAAUGAAGUGGGUGGUUGUGGUAAUGACUGGUGGUGUGUGGUGGUGUGUAGGGAACCUGUCAUGUCAUCUCCACCAAGAAAUUAUUAAAAAAGGUGUUUAUGGUGGUACUGAUUAUGGUCGCAGUGGUGGUGGUGGUGGUGGCGGUGGUACUGGGAAGUGAUAUCACCCAGUAGAAAAUUGGCGGUGGUAUCGACGGUGAUGGUGGUGGUAGUGAUGUCACUGUCAGUGGAAAUGAAGCGGAAAGAAAAACUGGUGAAUGUGGUGUUGGUGGUGAUGAGGAGAACCUGAAACUGUAUCAAGAGAAAAGAAAUGCAGUGAAAUGUGGUGGUGGUGACGGUGGUGGUGGACAGAUUAAACAGUGAUGGUGGCAGUGGCAGUGACGGUAGGGGAACAUUAAAAAGUGAAAUCCCCCUUAUGGACUUAUAGUGUUGGUGAUGGUGAUGAUAUUGAGGGUGAGGGAGGAGUCUUUACAAGUGAUGGCACGCACUCAUCACCAUUCAUCACUCAUCAUGCACUUGGUGAGAAAGGAAAGGAAAGGUGAAGAGGGAAAAGGAAUGUCAGGAAAGGAAGGCAAGAGACAGGCACGGCCCCCACCCACCUGACCCACCUCAGCCCACCUUUCUCAGCUCACCCUGGCCUCCUCCCGUCGCCAAGUGCUCCCCAGCUCAAAUAGGGGACAGAUGGAAGGACAAAUAGAUGGGUAGGAUAGAAAACAGAUGGAUAGAUAUACAAACAGAUGUAUAGAUGGAUAAGGAAGGAGAGCACCAUGUGGGUUUAAAUAGUACAAGUGGGAAUAGUGUGUGUGUGUGUGUGUGUGUGUGUGUGUGUGUGUGUGUGUGUGUGUGUGUUUGAAUUCCUUGUCCUUGCAGUUUGCACAUAUACAUACAGACACGCACACACACAUACAUACACCUGUUUCUUAUGUAUUAGUUUAUUUGGUGUGCGUGUUUUUGCGCACAUGUGUGUAUUUUUGUCCGGUGCUGUUUUUUUCUGUUAUUUUUUGCACCACUUCAAACUCGGUGAACUUUUGAGAGAGAGAGAUAUAGAGAUUUUUUGUACAUGUUCAAAGUCGUACUAGAGUCAUGAUAUCGUGUUAGCAUUUAAAAACAAAAUUCUUGCCCACCACUGUAUGUGUGAGUAUUUGUGUGUGUGUGUGUGUGUAUGAUGAGCUCUAAAUGUUGAGAUGUUAUUUUUUACAGUAAGUCUCUGUUAAUCCAAAUUCCACUGGUCCUGACUUUUGAAUAGUCAAAAUUCCUAAAGGCAUAAAAUUAUCUAAAAAAAUUUAUAGCCCAAAUUCAUGAAGGCAUGAAAUUAUAAUACAAAAUAAGUACAGUUGUUCUGAAUCCUGAAUUACAGGAAAUUAUGAAGAUAAGCGAACAACCUGCGUUAACAUAGCAGGGCAAGUGUAGUGAGCUGAGCACGUUUUUACAAUUCCAUCAUUUUGUGUGGGUGCAUGUGUGGACACUGCUAGCACUCCUUAACUCGGGCUCAUAUGACUACGAUCCUGCAAAACAUUUGAUUCAAAAGUUCUUGAGCCAGGGACCUCGUCAGCCAGUGCCAAAGUAUUGAAAAAAUAUCAUUUAGAAUGAUAAUGUAUACAUAGUUCACCCAUCAGCAGAAGGUGGAAAAUAAUAGGUCAAACUAGCCAGGAUGAAAGUUGGGUCGAUGCUUUCAUGUGCUUGUACUACUUUACUUUAUUUUACUGAAAGAAUGACAUACUGCCUUGCAGUGGCAAAACUGUGUUGCAGUUCUGAAGGUGAGGGAACGGUGGCAGUAUAGCUAAAGAGGCAAUCUAUCAAGACUCAAAUCUCGGUCUAGUGUGAGCUCCACUUCUUUGCUCUAGCUUGAUAAUACUCUGAUCUCAUAGACACCUGGUGAUUCUGGCUGCCAUUUGACUGUUUAAAAGAAUCAUCAAUCCCAGCAGGCUUGGACCCACUGCUCUUUUGAUUAACAGAGUUUUACUGUAUGUGUUUAUAUUAAUUUUAGUCCCGUAUUGUGUGGAUGGGGUUUAAAUAUUUUCCUUACUUUGGUGUUUUGUUUACUCUUGUUCUCACCAUCACCAUUGGAGGGCUACCCACACCUCCUCUCCCCCUCUCUCUCCUAGCCACUGCCAUCACCAUCAUCAUCAUUAUCAUUCAAGGUAGUCAUUACUUAUUUUCUUCUCAUGUAUUUAUUUAUAUAUGUGUUUUGAAGUCAUCACAAUUUGUCACUCACUCAGACACUCACUCAUUCACUCACCUACUCAUGCACCCACUCAUGUAUUCACUCACUCACUCCUUCACUCAGGUACACUGCUGAGUGGAGCGAGGGAGGGAGGGGGCCGGGGGUGCUUAGGGCAGACAAGUGUGAGGUGUGGGGGGGGAGGGGGUAUAGGGAGCAGUAGUGGUGGUGGCGUUCUCCCCUCUCAGACAACCUACGAGGUACAAGAUAAUUUUAGGUGAUUUAGGGCGUGUCUGCCAGCUGGUGCGCACCUUUCCAGUUGUUGCUCAUGUCAGGGGUAAAAAUUUGCUAUGGAAAAUUGAGCCGAGGUGUGAUAAUUAGAUUGAAAUCAAAAUUAAAAUUGAUGAAUGUUUUUAUUUUGGUGAGUGUUCAUUGUUCUGCCUCAGCAAGUUCUCCAGAGUUCUCAUCAUGGCAGGGAAAAAUGGCUCGGGGAAAUUGAGUAGAGUGUCCGGAUAGUAGCAUUACAUUGUCAAAAUAAAGAAUGCUACACUUUUUUUUAUUUUGACAUUUAAUUUUUACACCUUAUCUCAGGUUUCCAGAGUCAGUCCUGUGUAGCAUAUACUCUCCUAGGGUAUGAUAUGUUUGAUUAAAAGAUUAAGUCAAUCCCUCAGAAAAUUUAUAUUCAUGUAAAAGAUCAGUAAACUUUUAUCUUGAAAUAAUCGUUCAAAGAAUUUGACUUUUUUUCCGACUGUACACGUUAGUUGUCUUACUGAUGUGAGCAGCGAUUGUACUGGUGCGUACCAGGCGGCAGACUCACCCCAUUACUGAUGUGAAGUUUUAGGGUGGAAGUAUCAAUGUGUGUUCACAAAGUAUAAGUGAUUCUUUUUUAUAUACAUAUGGAUAUAUAUAUUAUAUUUAACACCUAAGGAUGAUGUUUCAUGUUAAAUACUAUUUUUUCUUUUCCUUUUAUCCUUGAGACAUUUCUGCUUUGCCUGAAAAAAAAAUAUAUUGUAUUUGGAGGAGGAAAAUAUGGAUAUACAUAGACAUGGAUAUGUUCUGUACAUGCUCAGGUAAAAGUCAAUCUCUUGUAAUGGUCAACUCGUCAGUGGUGUGACACGUUCAGCUGAGGAAUGAAUUUAUGUCUCCUACCAUAGUAGUAGUAGUAGUAAUGGUAGUAGUAAAAGUAGUAGCUAAUAUCCUCCAGAAAAUGGUAUCCAUGAAAAGUCGAUUCUUUCCACACGUCCUAAAAAAUAUCGUAACAAAAAUAAUUCCUUUUACUUGAGUAUACUCAGCACGUGUGUGUUUGUGUGUGUGUGUCUUUACCUCAACAUUUUGUAACGGCUCCAGUAUUGAUGUUACUUAUUUGUCCUGAGUUUUGAAUUGUUCAUCUCUUAUUCUUCCCUUCCCUCCUGUUUUCCUUCCUUCCUUCUUCCUCCCCCUCACCUCCAUGAUGCAUCCUCACUCAUCAAACUUCACCUCACCUCACCUCUUCUCCUCUCUAGGCUGUGUUCACCAAUUUAUACGCACCAUUCCAGUUAGUACUCGUAUCAGGGGUGGGUCACAAUAAAAGUAAUCCAAAAUGCCAUACAGCAAAUCUGUUGGUCUGGAAAUUUCAAUCCCCAUUAACAGUGAAUUCUUGAAGGCAGAAAAUUAAAAAAAAAAAAAAAAAAAAAAAAAUAAAUAAAAAAAAAAAAAAAAAAUGAAAUCAUCCCAAAAUGUGAUGUCAUUUCCUCCACUCAGAGAAAAAAUGAUGUCAUUCCCUCCACUCAGAGAAAAGAUGAUUAACCUGGUAGCAGCGGGGAUCAUGUUUCUUAAUGGUCCCUCUAAGCGAGAAAAAUGAGAAAAAAUCAUUACUCACACAAACCAUUUCAUAAUAUAUAUCAAAGCAUUUGUGAUCAGUUUAUGAAUCAUCUAUUUUGGGGGGUUUAUAUCAUGGCACAAAUUUGGCCCAUCACUGCUACACGGUAAAGCCACAAAUUUGGCCCGUCACUGCUACAUGGUAAAGCCACAAAUUUGGCCCAUCACUGCUACAUGGUAAAGCCACAAAUUUGGCCCAUCACUGCUACAUGGUAAAGCCACAAAUUUGGCCCAUCACUGCUACACGGUAAAGCCACAAAUUUGGCCCAUCACUGCUACACGGUAAAGCCACAAAUUUGGCCCGUCACUGCUACAUGGGUUAAAGGAAAAAAUGAAAAAUUGCCACUGAGAAAUUUGAAUAGCAACAUUUAUUUUCUUUUUAUGGUUUUCUUUUGAGUGCUACAACAUGUAUCCUCCUCCUCCUCCUCCUCCUCCUCCUCCUCCCCCUCCCCCUCCCCUCCUCCUCCUCCUCCUUCCCCCCUCCUCCUCCCCCCUCCUCCUCCUCAUCCUCUCCCCCCCCCUCCUCCUCCUCAUCCUCUCCCCCCCCCCUCCUCCUCCCCCCCUCCUCUCACAUCUCAUUCCAUUUCUUCCUCCUCCUCCUCCUCCUCCUCCUCCUCAUGUUCUGUUCCUCUCCUCCUCCUCGUUUUUCCUUAGUCUCCAUCCUGAGCACAAACAUUUGGAGUAUUUUCCCCUGACGAGCACAAACUUGAGUGGUGUGUACGAGUUGAUAAACACAACUAAUUCUACCUCAUCCACUCCUCCUCAUUGUCAUCAUUCAUGCCUCAUCUACCACCCUCACAACACCACCUCAUGCUGUUCUGUUCCUGGCUCACUCAUCUCACCAUCACCACUUCCCCCAUCCCCUCCCAGUGUGUGUGCAUCUGUGUGUGUGUGUGUGUGUGUGUGUGUGUGUUCAUCCACUGAGUAGUUUAUGAAUAAGGGCACAAUCAUUCUCUCUCUCUCUCUCUCUCUCUCUCUCUCUCUCUCUCUCUCUCUCUCUCUCUCUCUCUCUCUCUCUCUCUCUCUCUCUCUCUCUCUC